Aspergillus pseudoviridinutans is the source of this 1905-nucleotide messenger RNA. RefSeq lists its product as uncharacterized. The transcript has 5 exons. Gene Ontology annotation, cellular component: nucleus. NCBI's taxonomy places the organism in Eukaryota, Fungi, Ascomycota, Eurotiomycetes, Eurotiales, Aspergillaceae. Gene Ontology annotation, biological process: regulation of DNA-templated transcription; DNA-templated transcription. The record is from RefSeq and is a predicted model, not a curated record. Bases 1 to 1905 code for a protein of 634 amino acids. Gene Ontology annotation, molecular function: DNA-binding transcription factor activity, RNA polymerase II-specific; zinc ion binding; DNA binding.
AUGGUGCGUGCAUGUGGCACCCGGCAGCUGCCAGGCGUGGCAUGCGAGGAGUGCCGUAGACGCAAAGCACGAUGUGACCGGGUCCGUCCUCAGUGCGGGAUCUGCGCCGAGGCGGGCCGAAUUUGUGUCGUCGUGGACAAGAGACCACAGAGAGGUCCAAAGAAGGGUCAGAUAAAGGAUCUACGGUCAAGAAUUGCUAUGUUGGAGCAGCGACUCGAAAGUCAAGACUGGCCGUUGGAGUCUGAUGUUGUACCACUGGGACUCGACGAAGUGACGCCGGAACGAGAGAUCUUUGACGAGCGGGGAUCUUAUGCGAGCGUCGAAUUCGACCCGUUUCCGAUGCUUGAUUUCUCCCCCGGCGGAAAGAUGCCGGAAACCUCUGAUUUCAUGGCGGUCUCGGGCUAUGUUUGCAAUGAAUCGCCCGUCAACAGUGGCCUGAUGUCCCCGUAUACGUUCACAACGAAUAUACAACAGGCUCCCAUUACGCCGUUCUCGCCCGUAAAACCCACUGGGAACCAGAUGAUCACUUGUGACGGAGAAUUGCAAAUGUCUGAUCUGGUGCGAAGUGAAUUGGACUUGCUGUAUUUUGAGAGAGUGCACCCCAUCGCUCCCAUGAUCCACAAGCGGCGCUACUUUUCCUGGGCAAGCGACGAGACCCCAACACCAGCUCGGGCCUGCUUACGCUCAGCCAUGCGAACCGUCGCCGCGGCCAUGUCGACACAGCUUCAGGCCUUGGGCGAUGCACUGUACGCCGCCACGCGCCGCAUGCUCGAGGCGCAGGAUGUCCACGGCGAGACCGGCCUGCCCUGGAUGACAAGCGUCAGGGGCCGACAAGGCCAGAUCGAGCACGAGCGCACCCAGGCCUGGCUUCUCCUGGCUCACUACGAGUUCCUGCGCAUGCCUGAGCAGCAGGCCCUGCUCACAGCCGGACGCGCUUUCCGGCUGCUGCAGCUGUCGCGCUUGUUCGACCUGGACGCACAGGAUGAGAAUGCGCCGGCUUUAUCUGCCUCUGACUCCUCCUCCGGUCCGCAGGCCAUGUAUGAGGAAGCCUGGAUAGAGACCGAGGAGAAGAGGCGGACGCUUUGGGCCGCGUUUAUUCUGGAUCGACUCUCGAGCAUGCUCAACGACCGACCAUUGAUGCUGCACGAAGAAAUAAUCCGCACGCGGCUCCCCAUGUCCGAGGCAGAUUUCCAGAAUGGCCGGGAACCUAUCCGCAUGGGGUUCCUCCCUGAAACCACCGGCAAUAGCGACGGCUGCGGCACGCUCCCCCCAUUCGCCGAGUGUGUCGUACUAUCGAAUCUCUUCGAACGCUGCAUCUCUCACCGGCGGCUCGCACAUUCCAUCCCCCUGUCCGGUUCCGAGUCGGCGUCGCAAGCCUUUUGGAAACGACACGAGUGGCUAGCCGCCGCCGCGGCCUCCGCAACAAGGAGUGGGCUUCGCGCGCAGAGCGCCAGCGCAGUACCUGGGGCUAGGGACUCAUCAGUCGCAAAGUGCGACCCCAUGCGGUCGUUCAAUCGCAUCCUGGCCUACAGCGCGUCCGUGUCCCUCAGCAGCACGGCGGAAGCAAGCCCGUGGCAAUCGCUGGGUGAUCACCUGAUGGCUUUGACAUACAAGCAGCUGGCGUACCAGGCUGCGUCCGAGGUCGUCCAUCUCAUGAGAAAUGCUCCUCGAAUUGCUUUCCUAAAAAUGCACCCUUUCCUCCCAAACACGAUAGCCCUAGUGGCCAGCUUCCUCAAUGCUACAUCACCGAAUCUCGCGAGUCCGGACGAGGAGAGACUGGAAGGUGUGAACGAUUUGCUCAGCGCGCUGAGAUACCUGAGUGAUGUCAACAAUUUGGCGAGAGACCUUCUAUAUAAACUCGAAGCAGAUGUUGCACGAACCACGCCAUUGACGAUGAUGCGGUGA